AUGAGCUCAUUUCUAUACUUACCUUCUGAUCCAUCAUCAUCAACCUCCACCAACCAAAGCUCUUUUUCAAAACCUAACAUUUUUGGGCCUUCUGGUACACUGACUCUCACUCCAAACUCAAAUAAAUCAAAUUCAUCCGUGUCAUUGACCAAUGUUACCGUGUCUACUUCGGUUAAUUCGAAAACCAAAGUGAUUGAAAACCAAACCAUCACGUUGAAACGUCAUGCCUCAAGCUCAUUUACCAACGAUCAAUACCGGGGAAACGGUAAUGGUGACGGAGUUAAAAAGAAUCAUUACUCCAAGAAUUUUCCCAACCUUGCCAAAUCUUCUCCUGGUCUUGCCCACACAAAUACAUCACGAAGACUGCCAAAGAAAUAUGGCGCGCUUGGUAAUUUAAAUAAUGGUUCAAAUCAUCGAAACAUUAAAAUCAAUUUCAAUACCACCAGAAACAGUUCAUUCAAAUUAAACGCCAUAGAAAUAGGAUCGUUGGCCACCAAUAACUCUCGAUUCGAUGGGAAAUUCCACGAUAAUUUGUCGAAUUGGGAUUAUGCAAAUCAAGUCACAAAACACCAGAUUUUGCCGUCUAAUGGAUCAUCUAAUUUUAGUAAUUAUUCUAAUGAAAAAGAUGAUCCUUGUGAGUCCCCAUCAAAUGAAAGGUUUUCAUUAUCUUCUUUCCCACCAAUUCCACCCCCUUCAACCACCACUUCAACUACAAUUACCAAUGUUGACGGAAGAAAGAAUACUGAAAAAAAUAAAAAAGGCUAUUUGAUGAACCCAUUCUUUGGUGGCAAAAUCAUGAAUAAUAACCUGAAUUCAGGUAGUAUUAAUAGUAAUAACAAUAACGGUGAAAAAAUGACCACUUCUGAUCUAAAAUAUUCCAACAGUCUUCGAGUCAAUAAUCAUUUCAAUAAUGAUAACAUGAGCAUCAUUUCUGAUACUGAUUCUUUUAUAUUUGAUAGCAAUCGAAAUGAUAUUUCCCCAGUAAAGAAAUACGGGGCUGGCAUGAAAAAUGAUUAUGGCAAUGAGGAAAAUAUUGAUCCUAAUCAUCUAUCAAAAUUCCAAGUUCCUAAUGGCAAAUUUGAAUUUCAAUACCUGAUUCAUCAAAAGAUUGUCAAUAAUAUCAAAAAAUUCAGUAGUGACUACUGUUCCAAUAUUAUUGGCGGAACCCUUCCUUUUAAAGCUUCCAAUGAUAACCAACAAGCGCCUCAACAACCUACUAUCACAGUAAAUGAGGACUCGCCAUCAACAGAGCUAUUUUCCAAUGGUAAUACUUUACCGGAACGAAGGGAUGACCAAUGCAAACCCACGAAUAAUAAUAAUAAUAAUAAUAAUAAUAAUAAUAAUAAUAAUAAUAAUAGUGAGGAUGGAAUCCGUUUUAACCCAAAUGAUAGCUUCGAUGGCCAUGGUGAAGACACCGAUUCAGAAGGAGAAUCGGUGGAAAAUAAUGUAUCAAAUUUUGAUGAGAAAUCAGAGUAUUUCCAUUUCAAGCCGUUUGAAGAGUUUGAUAAUGGUUUUGCUGGAACUGGUAAUGUGAAAAACUGCAUUUCCAGUAAUGAUGUGAAUAAUAAUAAUAAUAACAAUAAUAAUAAAAAUAAAAAUAAUAAUGAUGAUGAUGAUGACAUCAACAUUAAUAAUACUAUUCCCAAUGAAAAUCAUGACAUCAACUCUGAUGAAAGUAACGAUAGGCCAGCCUCAGGAUUGGAUAGCAAUAACAACAGUAUGGCGUCCGCCUCAGCCAUCGCCAUGGCAAAUAAUGAAGCGGUCAUCAGGGAAUCUGUGAGCUCAUCAUUAUUUGAUAGGCAGUCUGGUAACUUAGAUGCAACCGCCCAACUUGAAAACGAUGGAGACACCAUAAUUUUCGGGGAAGAUGGGGGUGCCUUAUCUUGA
Saccharomycopsis crataegensis is the source of this 1887-nucleotide messenger RNA. RefSeq lists its product as uncharacterized. The record is from RefSeq and is a predicted model, not a curated record. Bases 1 to 1887 code for a protein of 628 amino acids. The transcript has a single exon. Lineage: Eukaryota; Fungi; Ascomycota; Saccharomycetes; Ascoideales; Saccharomycopsidaceae.